AUGUAUGAAAAGCCAGCGGAGAUAGUGGGAACUCCCCAUCCGAGAUCCGCCGAACGCUAUUGCGCUUUCCAUGAGUCAAAGGGGCAUAGCACAGAGACUUGUAGAUCCUUGCGAGCCUUAAUCGAGAAAUUCAUCCGGAAUGGGAAGCUAGUCCGUUUCCUGGCAAGUCAGUGGGGCCCACCUGGUUUUAACCAAAACCCCCAGCCUGAAGAGCGAAGGAACCAACCCCAGAGGUAUCGGGAAGAACCUAGGGAAAGGAUGGAGCGACCUCGAGAUCGUGAUAGGGAGCCUAACAACAGACCAAUCGACCGGGACAAACGAGAGAGAAGCAGGAGUCAAGCGCGACUACCUGGUCGGGAAAACCUUCUCGAAAUUCAUACAAUAUCCGGCAGUUUUGGGGGAGGUGGUGAUUCGAAUGCGGCUCGGAAAGCGUAUGCGAGGCACCUAAAAGAGUUUGAAAUAUACUCGAUCCAGAGACCGCCGAAAAUGAGGAAGUACGAGGACUUACUUAUCGGCUUCUCAAAUGAAGAUUUUGUUGGGGUCUCACUCCCCCACUCGGAUGCUUUAGUGGUGACUUUAGCAAUUGCCAAUCAUAAGAUACACAGAGUUCUUGUUGACACUGGGAGUUCCGCCGACAUAAUAUAUAAGUCGGCAUUCGAGUUGAUGAGCAUAGAUCAAGGGAAGCUGGUCCCGACAAGGGGUCCUCUGAUCAGCUUUUCCGGAGAGUAA
Molecule: messenger RNA, 729 nt
Organism: Alnus glutinosa
Lineage: Eukaryota; Viridiplantae; Streptophyta; Magnoliopsida; Fagales; Betulaceae
Exons: 1
Coding region: 1-729 (242 amino acids)
Source: RefSeq, a predicted model, not a curated record